AUGGGAUCCAAUCAAUCUGUAGUAGCACCUGCUGCAGCGGUGCUAUCUCAAUUAGCAGCUGCUGCUCGGGGGCGACCCAAUCUGUCGGACAGUCAAUCGAUACGCCCUACCAGAGCACCGACAUUUCCACCACCCGUGCGACACAAGAUACUCAAGUACAACGUGGCUCCGAAGAAGCUAGGAGACAUGAAAAUCGAAGUCGGACACAUUCUCUUGUUGGAAGACCUCGAAACCCUUCUCUCUGAUCAAUGGCGAAUGGAGAUACUCAAGCUGUACUUGGACGGACUUUCAACGCGACAUGGAUGGGUUGAAGAACAUCCCUCGACUGGUAUCACUCCAAACAGUGGCAAUCCACUCCUGGAGAUCAUCUGCAAUAAGGAGCGGUUGUACCUGGUGAUCAGUGUUGAUGAAGACGGGUUUUGGGCUGUGCCUCUCUUUGACCUCGACCUCUUGGCCACUACCGCCAACUCCAAAUGCCAUCACAUCGGGCUUGUCAAUGAUGUUCAUGAGGCUGAACGUCAUCGUGAUCCGAUGCUUUGCGUGGAAGUAGCGGCUCAGCAAAUCCAUGCCUUCUCUCCGGGGUGCAGUGUUCGAUACAUGCAGGAGCGGUACUUCCAAAAUGUCGGCUUCGGUACGCUUGUUGCACUGAUCGACGAGAAGAGCUGCAAGUACCUGCAAGAACUACGCCUCCGCGAAAUAGGACGGUCGACCCUGCAUGACAAGGAUAAGACUUCUCGCGCAGAGCAACUGAUGAAUGCGCACACUGUCAUCAUCAGGGCAAACGAGCAGAGUCACCUUGCAGGGAGGAUCGAACGCAAUUGGGAAGCUGUGAGAGGGAUCGAAGCGGUCCGACCGAAAUCCAGGCCAGCCAUGAAGGAGCCCAAGAAAAGCUCCCAGCCGCGAGCCAGUAAGCUUGAGAUUACAACUUUACCAGACCCACAGAGACCGGCGAUCAAUGGCAAAAGCGACUCUGAUGAAGCCAGAAAUGCGUCAGGAUCUGUCAGUACUGAUACCUUCGCCAGCAACAUCAAUCAUGCCGAGAAUGCUCACCAAGCUGCAACGUCCCCUAAUAAUACGUUUGGGACACAUGACGCCGUAGGUCCUGAAGUGGUCAUGCCCGCUGAAGAUGAAGAUCUUCUGGAAGAAGGAAUCUUCGAUGAGGGGGUGAUGAAGGACCGCGCACCCACCGAGGGGGGCAAGCUUACUGCUGCACAGAUGAUCAACCACUUGCACUCUCGAGAUCAGCGUCGAUCUGACAUGCUUCGUUCUCGACAACACUUGUUCGAGGAGGGACCGGAAGCAUCACUGCGGGGAACGACACCAGGGCCACGUUCUCGAAACGGAAGCAUGACGACGGAGGACACGAAGAUCGUGACUUUGGGUCGGUGA
This is a messenger RNA of Cyphellophora attinorum, 1389 nucleotides long. RefSeq lists its product as uncharacterized. The transcript is spliced from 2 exons. Bases 1 to 1389 code for a protein of 462 amino acids. Lineage: Eukaryota; Fungi; Ascomycota; Eurotiomycetes; Chaetothyriales; Cyphellophoraceae. The record is from RefSeq and is a predicted model, not a curated record.